Limulus polyphemus (Atlantic horseshoe crab) is the source of this 5170-nucleotide messenger RNA. Its product is annotated as protein lifeguard 2-like. The transcript has 7 exons. The coding region runs from base 1154 to 1600 and encodes 148 amino acids. Gene Ontology annotation, cellular component: membrane. NCBI's taxonomy places the organism in Eukaryota, Metazoa, Arthropoda, Merostomata, Xiphosura, Limulidae. The record is from RefSeq and is a predicted model, not a curated record.
GGGAUUAUAGCACUUUAUAAUGAUAUCUUGUAUACACAGGGAUUAUAGCACUUUAUAAGGAUAACUUGUAUACACAAGGAUUAUAGCACUUUAUAAGGAUAACUUGUAUACACAAGGAUUAUAGCACUUUAUAUGGAUAACUUGUAUACACAGGGAUUAUAGCACUUUAUAAGAAUAACUUGUAUACACAAGGAUUAUAGCACUUUAUAAGAAUAACUUGUAUACACAGGGAUUAUAACACUUUAUAAGGAUAUCUUGUAUACACAAGGAUUAUAGCACUUUAUAAGAAUAACUUGUAUACACAGGGAUUAUAACACUUUAUAAGGAUAUCUUGUAUACACAGGGAUUAUAGCACUUUAUAAGAAUAACUUGUAUACACAGGGAUUAUAACACUAUAAGGAUAUCUUGUAUACACGGGGAUUAUAGCACUUUAUAAGAAUAACUUGUAUGCACAAGGAUUAUAGCACUUUAUAAGAAUAUCUUAUAAAGUGCUAUAAUCCCAUUUGACCACAAUUGUGUAUCUGUGGCAGUCAGAGUGAGCACAAUAGUUGAUGGAGGAAAUCAUUGAAAGUUCUGGCACUUGGAUUUAUUGACCCCUGACAAGGCCUGUUUGUUGAUAUAGUUUGUCAUCAUCACGACAUGUCUCAACAUCACCAUUGCCUUCACUUCUGCUAUCUUCAUGCCUUUUUUUUUAAUUCUCUAAGAGCCCUAUACUUUCAAUCAGUCUAUAAAAGCCUAAUCCUCAUGCUAAUUUCAAAAUUCAUCAGCCUCGGUCUUCGAGCACCCCCUGGUGAUGAAUUAUUUCUCUAGAAGUAAUUAAUUUGCAUCACAUAAAUGCCAGAUAGUUUAGUUUAAUUCAAAGGGUAGCAUGGGACAUUGAAAAUUAUUUUUAUAAAGUGUAUUUAAUCCUCGGUAUAUGUAAACAGGAAUAGAUGUUUUACAGUUGUAUUCUUUAUACUUUUUUUUCUCUUCAAAAAAGUUUUAAUAUGAUGUGAACAGAAAUAAAGAUACCCUCUAACUCAUAAAAUUACAGUUUUCUUUCAACUUUUUUUGGGAAACUGUGUAAGAGAAAUUUGUAAGUUCACCCGAGCACAAUGUAGUGAUCCAUGUCCAUUUCUGUAUCUGUUCUUUGUACAGAGUACUUGUAUUUAUAAUGAUGAUUGUCUUGGUCUGUUGUGACAAAGUGAGACGAACAUUUCCAGUAAACCUCAUCUGUCUGAUGGUGUUUACUCUCUUGGAAUCCUUUCUUCUUGGUACUACAGCUAGUUACUAUGGCCAUGAUGAAGUGAUGAUUGCAGCUGGAAUAUGUACCUUUGUAUGUUUAGGCCUGACCAUCUUUGCUUUCCAGACAAAGUGGGACUUCACAAUGUUUGGGGGCAUGUUGUUUGUGGCUCUACUGGUUUUGGUGUGUUUUGGCUUCAUUUGCAUAUUCAUUCCAGGAAGGUACCUUGUCUUUGACACCCAAAUGAUGCUUGGAGGAAAACAUCGCUACAGUUUAUCUCCAGAAGAAUACAUUAUGGCCGCUCUCAAUAUUUAUGUGGAUAUUGUACUCCUCUUUUCCUUCAUCCUGGAUAUUGUGGGGUUUGCAAACCGUGGAUAAGCCUCGGAAAUAUAUUGUUUCUCACACUACCUGGUGUAUGAUACACAGCUGGUUGUUGGAGGGAAACAUGAGUAUGCUCUUUCUCUUGAGGGAUACAGCUCUGACUCUUUACCUUGAGAACUGUAGGAGCAGCUAAAAACUAAUAGUCACUAUACACACUCAAUCAUCCUAUUUUCUUAAACCUAUUUCAGUAAAUUUGAAUUAUGCAUUGUAUUUGGUGUACUAGAAUAUUUCUACUAAACUAAUUUAAGAUAUGAUUUUAUUAAAUAUUUUUUGAACUUAAUAAGAAUCUAAUAGUAAUAUCGUUUGCAUGGCAUUGAUCUGAUAAUGUUUUCAGCCUUUUUUUUUUUUCUGUUUCGUGUAUAUUCGUUACUGCAAGAAGAUUGAAAGACAGGAUAGUAAUAAAUAAGGUUUUAUGUUUCUCCCCUUUUGUUAAAACCGGUAAAAUUGAGGUAGAUAGAGGAUUAAUAUAUAUAUAUACGUGUACAAAGUUUUCAAAAUAUGAAUACAUUAUUAUAUUUAAAAAGAAAUUACACGGGUUGAAAAUUGUGCCACCAUUAUGAAAAAGUAAAUAUAUUUUGUCUCUGGUACCAGCAUGUUUGACGAGUCUUCUUAUUAAUGACGUACGGAAUGUUAUUUUCACUUUUCAAAGAACUUGGCAUGUGUAUUAAUUCUCUAAACUGCUAUCCAAGAUAUCCCUAAAGUAGUUAGUCUUAUAAAUGUUUUAACACUUGGUAUGUUUUUCAUGCCUGCUUGAAAUCGACAUGCGGUAAGCAUUGCUCAGUAAUAAAUAGAAGUUACCGUAUUUGCCCGAAUAUAAUGCACACUUUUUUCCCUCCAGCUACCUACCAAAAAAUUGAUUGCGCGUUAUAUUCGUGCAUGUUUAAUUUUGUUAGGCAUUUUACUAGAAGCUAAUAUCAAAAAUCAUUAAAUCAUCAUUAAAGCUUUAAGAAAUGCUGCAUAUUCAAUACAAUGGACGAGACAGAUGAUUACAUGCUGUGAGAAUCAGAAGAGGAUGAAGCAAGGGUUCGAGGAAGGAGAUCUGAUGGUAGCGAAUGUUCUAGCGACGACGAAGAUUUAUGUGAAGAUGAAUGAUUAGCUUAGUGUAUUACCACAUAUAAACUUUUCAAUUAAUUUUGUAAAAUUGACAUGUAAAAAAAAUCUCAAUUAAAGAUUUCCAAAAAAAAUUUAAUACAUCGAUAGUCAUUUACUGUAUUUAGAAACUAUUCAAUACAUUUAUACAACUGAUGUGUAAAAAAACAAAUCAAAUUUAACCUUUUAAAAUUGGGUGCGCAUUAUAUUCGAGCAAAUGCAGUAAGUAUAGCUACUUUGGGUAAAUCGUGAAAUGUCUUUCUUUAUGUUGACACUAAGUAUCACGUUCAACACAUAGUUUAGUGUACAAAUCAUCAGAACCUAAUGUAUUACUUUUCUUAACGUAACAAAAGUUUUAUGACGAAUUUUGAUCAAACUUCAAACGUAUUUCUAAAGCCGUGAAGUCUUCUAUUCACUAUUAUCCUAACUCUGGAGUAAUACUUGCAAACUUCCUUUUAAGAAUAACAAUGUUUAUAUGGUUUUGAAAAAACAAUGAAAUAUUUAUAAACAUAAUAUAAAAGUUUAAGAUAUAUAUGAACCUUGCGAUUUUUUUUUUUUCUUCUAAUUCGUUAUGCUUGCCGAAGAUUUAGUAAAGGUCAUAUUUCUGGUAUUUAGAAUGUGAAGGCUGAUUGUUUCUAAGAAUCUUUGUAUAAUCUUUUCCCCAUAACCAUUGGAACAAAAAAAAAGUUAUUUCCUGCAUGUGAAUGUGGGAUAUUUUUGUCUUUUUAGUGUGACAUUUUCAAAAGUCAUCAAGCAAAGGAAACUUUCAAGUUUCUAGAAUGUCUGUUUAAAAGAAUUAUUGCAUAGUUUUGUGGGUGUUUUUGAUGCUUUUAUCAAUGUAUAUGCUAUCCAGCAUUUUUGUUAAUACUGCAUUAUAUUAAAGAUCAGUUUAUCAGUACAUGGAUAGUUUCUAAGGUUAUGAUAAUCCUAGUCAAUAUACAAGUGUCACUAGAGGGCACUAUUGUAACUAGAUGCCAAGUUGAGUAAAUAGGUCUAUGAAGUAAGGCUUUUUCGGUACUGAAUUGUUGUACCGAGUGUUUACUAGAAGUACUUUCAAAUUUCACAAAACUAUCAGUUUGAGGUUGUUUCACCACCAUGAUGAAUAGAUUAUAAAAAACAUAACACACAACUUGUAAUUCUUUCAGUAACUCGUGGUUUGUUGAUGCACUAGCUUUAGGCUUACACUGGCUUGUUGGCUAGAUUUGAUUUUAUAAACAUGGAACCUUUCACAUACGUAUUUUAUAAUUCAAUAAUAAGCCAGACCUGGAGAUGACUUGAAAAUUUUUAAAGAUUCAAGCUCUGAACAAUACACUGUAAAAAUCAGAUUUUUUACCUUUAUUUUGAAUAUUGUUUACUUUUUACACUGAUUUUAAAAUAGAAGAGCCAUGGAGCAUCUGUAGAUGAUUGAAAUGUUAGCAAAGUCUUAAAAGUUGUACAUUUAGGAACGAAAUUAAAGUUUUAUAAAAAGAAAACAAUUACUUGCAUCAUUAAACAAGUUCUUAGAUACCAGAAUUUUCUCAUAUUCUAGAAGCAUGUACGUGGAACCAACCAAUGGAAGAUUAAACAGGCAAGAAUGUAUUACACGUAUAGAUGUGUAAAACUUGAAAAUGUGGUAGUACAAGUAGAUUCUGUGAUACGAGUUCAUUUAUGCAAGAUGGUUUUGUAAUUUUUUUUCCUAAAUAAUUUAGUUCUUUAUUUGUGUAUAUAUUUUAUACAUAUGUGUAAAAUGAUAGUUUUUUUUUAAACUUGGGUUUGAAUGUGUACAGUCCAACAGUAAUUCUGCAACUUAAGUUUAUUUCCAAUGCAAGAGAUAUUUAUCUGUUGUUAUGGUUAAUUAUUAAUGUUAGACAACGUUAUAUAUAUAUCUGUUAAAGAAAUGGUCAUUUCCAAAGUUUACUUUUAUUGUAGACUUUUAUUAAUGUAUGAUGCACUUCAAUAGAAAUAUUGUAAAACGCAGGCGAUUUUAAAGAAAAUCAACAUAGUUACAGCUAUUUUUAUGGCAAGCUUUGAUUUAUGUUUGGAAAUAUUUAAAGAUGGAAACGAGGCAAGUUAAAUCUUGAAUUUAAAUUUAUCGAUAUAGUGUAUUUUAGAAACUGUGACUUUGUUUGCUUGUAUUUGUUUAAAUGUGGUUUAUUGAAGUCUAAACAUUCUAUUGUCAUAUAUUGACCCUUAUAAUGUGUGAGAGGAGUAUCCCAUAAAGCACUUAUUUCAGAGAAGAAGAAAAAAUAUAUAUAUAUUUAACAUUAAACCUUGUGAAAACGUUCCUAGCAUUUAACUAAAAUACUUGAUUUAAACUUGUAGCACCUUUUCCUACAAACCUAACAAGAAAAAAACAAGUUGAUUGGUCAAGAGUAAAACAUUUGUUAAGAAAUUUGUUGAAUUUCAUCCACAGAGGUUACCAAAUUUUUUAACAAAGAUUUGUAACUUAGGUUGUUGUAAGGUUUCAGGGUUUAAUAAAGCAAUUUGAGUGUGAUCUUA